Molecule: messenger RNA, 1623 nt
Organism: Scheffersomyces amazonensis
Lineage: Eukaryota; Fungi; Ascomycota; Pichiomycetes; Serinales; Debaryomycetaceae
Exons: 1
Coding region: 1-1623 (540 amino acids)
Source: RefSeq, a predicted model, not a curated record
AUGCAAUAUUUUGUGACUGUCGGUGAUGCACCAAGUACAUAUUGGGGUUCUGAUUCAGCUUGUACUACUUCCGGGGUGGCUACUGUUAUCAACAAUGGAUCUCUUUGUUUGUUUAAUAACAACCCUGUAUAUCAAGGUUCCCAAUAUGCUGGAAAUGGAUGUAUUGAUAUUGGUAAUCAAAGUACAUUUUUUUUGAGGUGUCCUCAGUUGUUUGGCCUUGAUGGUAGUUUACAAACAUUUUACCUUAGCACAAAUACUUCAGUGUUGUAUUUUGAUAAUGUUGGAGUAUCCAAUGCCCCCGCAACUCCAUACCUUGUAAGUGGUUGGGGGAAUAAUAAUCAGAUUACUAUUCACAUUUCAGAUCCCGUUUGGAAUUACGAUGGUACAACUUUAAGUAUUACAGCUGCAUCUGUUACAUAUAAGUUUAUCAUUGGUCCUGGAUAUGACCCAUCUUUGAUAAGUUGGAGUCAAGGUGCUUCCUGUAAUAAUUUAAGGAAUGCUGGAGCUCGUUUCGUAUACAACGCCCCACCCCCAGACAGCUCAAGGCCAAGCGUGUGUUUACCAUGUCCAACAUUUAUACCCGGAUUAUAUGAUAUAUUACAAGACCAACCUGAUUAUACAACAACUUUCACAACUACCAAGUCAGAUGGCUCGGUAGAAACUGACUCUGGAGUAGUCCACGUCACAAACACCGACGGAACUAUCACUACCACUACUUCCUUAUUCCCAAAUGAAUAUACUACUACAUUCACCACCACUGAAUCUGAUGGGUUUGUUGCUACUGAUUCCGGGAUAGUAUUUGCAACCACUGAUAAAGACGGUAAUCGCAUCACCACAACAUCUUUAUUUCCAACUUCAAGUGAUCCAUUCACCCGCUACACCACUACAUUCAUCACUACAGAUACUGAUGGAUUUGUUGCUACUGAUUCUGGUAUAGUUGUUGUUACAUACAAUACUGAUGGUGAAGUAACUACAAGGACUUCGUUAUUCCCAACGAAAACUAAUCCAUUUACUUCUUAUACGACUACGUUCACCACUACUGAAGCAGAUGGCUUUAUUGCUACUGAUUCUGGUAUAGUUGUUGUUACUUACAAUACCGAUGGUGAAGUAACUACAAAGACGUCGCUAUUCCCAACUCCAACUGAUCCGUUCACCCACUACACCACUACUUUCACGACCACCGAUACUGAUGGAUUUGUUGCUACUGAUUCUGGUAUAGUUGUUGUUACAUACAAUACUGAUGGUGAAGUAACUACAAGGACUUCGUUAUUCCCAACGAAAACUAAUCCAUUUACUUCUUAUACGACUACGUUCACCACUACUGAAGCAGAUGGCUUUAUUGCUACUGAUUCUGGUAUAGUUGUUGUUACUUACAAUACCGAUGGUGAAGUAACUACAAAGACGUCGCUAUUCCCAACUCCAACUGAUCCAUUUACUGUAUAUACUACGACAUUCACUACCACUUUACCUGAUGGAUUUAAAGCGACUGAUUCAGCUAGGGUCGUUGUUACCUACGAUAAAGACGGUAAAGUAGUCACCUCAUCCUCAUUCUUCCCAACAGUUAGUGACCCAUUUACUGUAUAUACUACCACAUAUACUACCACAUUAGCAACGUUGCAGUGA